UAAUUAGUUCAUUCGUAAUCGUGGUCUAGCCGGUUAAAUUUAACCAAUAUAUAAUUUUUGCCGGUUAUCCUAUUAGAAUUAAUUGACGAUAAACAGUAAUUCAACAGAAUGGCUAAACAUCAUCCAGACUUGAUAUUUUGUCGUAAGCAACCCGGCGUCGCUAUAGGACGAUUAUGUGAAAAAUGUGAUGGUAAAUGUGUUAUAUGUGAUUCAUAUGUGAGACCAUGUACAUUGGUACGCAUUUGCGAUGAGUGCAAUUAUGGCUCAUAUCAGGGCCGAUGUGUUAUAUGCGGUGGACCUGGUGUAUCGGAUGCAUAUUAUUGUAAGGAAUGUACAGUCCAAGAAAAAGAUAGAGAUGGUUGUCCAAAAAUUGUAAAUUUGGGAAGUUCAAAAACAGAUCUAUUUUACGAACGGAAAAAAUAUGGGUUCAAACGGCGGUAGAACCACUAUAUUUUCAUUUAUAUUAUUAAUAAUGUAUAUUAUUUUUAAUUUAACUCUUAAAGUAAUUAUAAAUUAAAGACAUGUUCUUGUUUUCAAAACUAAGGUUUAUAUUAUAAUUUCAAAAUCUUUCAUCAAUAUAGCAUUAUGUUCCAAGUUAUAAAAUAA
Rhopalosiphum maidis (corn leaf aphid) is the source of this 606-nucleotide messenger RNA. RefSeq names its product PHD finger-like domain-containing protein 5A. Bases 109 to 441 code for a protein of 110 amino acids. The transcript has 3 exons. Gene Ontology annotation, cellular component: U12-type spliceosomal complex; U2 snRNP; catalytic step 2 spliceosome. The record is from RefSeq and is a predicted model, not a curated record. Gene Ontology annotation, biological process: mRNA splicing, via spliceosome. Lineage: Eukaryota; Metazoa; Arthropoda; Insecta; Hemiptera; Aphididae.